Camponotus floridanus (Florida carpenter ant) is the source of this 1982-nucleotide messenger RNA. RefSeq lists its product as uncharacterized. Lineage: Eukaryota; Metazoa; Arthropoda; Insecta; Hymenoptera; Formicidae. Gene Ontology annotation, cellular component: proton-transporting V-type ATPase complex. Bases 111 to 1232 code for a protein of 373 amino acids. The transcript has 3 exons. The record is from RefSeq and is a predicted model, not a curated record.
UGAUCACGAGGUGGUAGUCAGGUGCUUUGGAGUGCCUUCUGCUCGCGUCCGUGUAGUGAUCUCUCGAUCUGCGUGCUUGGCUCGAGUCGCUUCAAAAAUUCGGCUUUACGAUGACAGGUAGUGCGAGAAAAGCGAGUCCGCUCCACGCGCCGCUCCUCGUGCUGAUCGUGGCCUGUCAAAUCGCGCUUUCCCAUGCCGGUACGCCCGUCGUGAUAUGGUGCUCGCACAACGAAUCGUCCGAUCACAAUUCGCCGUUGAAAACAGUACACCCGAAUCCGUUACAGAAACUGUCAUCGGAGGAAUUCGAGGAGAUCCUGUCACAGUUGGUCGUGACGAAUCCAACGAUCGUCGUCGCCGAAGAAUUGUGUGUCGAGGAUCUGAGAAAUAACAAGAUGCUAUCAACCGCCAGCAAUGGCUCGAGAUUGUAUUAUUUGCCGUGUGUUUUCGAACCGAAUACGAGUUUUCAAAAACUCUAUAGCGACAAACAGAUAAGAACGAUAGAAGAUAUAAACGAUGAUCAUGAGUUAAACAUGGUUUUAAAGGAUACAGAUUCAAGCGAGUGCAUAGCGCUUACAGGAAAACAGUGCCGUUACAGUCAAACUGAACGCAUAAAAAGGGAAGCUACUAAAGAGGAUACUGAGUUUAAGAUAAAAACAGAUCAAAUUUUGUUCUAUUCCAGUAAAUCACUAUCUUUCAAGGCACCUGAAAAUCCAGAUAAGAAUUUAGAGCUUCCUGGAUCCAAAGCCACAGGAUCAAGUCGUAAGGAGCAGAAUGGUACACUGAUUUUAACCAUCAAUUUUUCUAAUAUCGAGGACAUUGAAGAGUUGACGCUCGAUUUCUUCUUUCCGAUCAAAUACAUGGGCUAUUAUACAUUGGAUAAAGUCAAUUACGAAACAAAAGGCGGCAAGAACGGCGUUUUGUCGAGCAAACGGGACAUUUGUUUCCCGUAUAAUUUUUCUUAUCAUUGUUCAUUGCAAACCAUCUUCACUAACGGUCCCGUACGUUUAAAUAUCACGGACAUGCAAGUCGAAGUCGAUCAUAAGAAUGCGGUAUUUAGUGAUGCGUACGAUUGCGUUGGUUUCACUAGUAUACCGAUUUGGACGGGAAUAUUCGUGACUGCGAUACUGGCCUUAAUUAUGAUAUGGGCGCUUACUAUGAUUUUGGAUAUCCGUACAAUGGAUAGAUUUGACGAUCCUAAAGGAAAAACUAUCACGAUCUCUUCCGCGGAGUAGAGGUAUAAUAUGGAGACUUCUCUUCAUAAUACAAUUGUAAGUAUUAAGUACUCGUGCGAAAUCUAUUAUAAUACAGAUAUCACGUCAUAGUAUAUCUCAUGUCGAUUGUUCAUAAAAACAAUCACGAUCCGAAUAUUUAAUUCCCCGAUUUGAGUGUUAUAUCGUUACAAAAAAUAUUUUAUCAAAAAAAAAUAGUAAUGAUAAUGCUAGAUUCAUUACAAAGAAUUUUGCUCGAUGUAUAAAUAUCAUUCCGUUGUACGAUAUCCUUAAUUUCGAUAUUUACAUAUAUCAUUUAAUAUUUGCGUGUUUGUUGCCUGUAUGAUAUGAUUAUGAGAUUCUCAUUGUGGUAUUUAGUGUAUAUUAUAUCUAGAGAGAUUUAUGAAAAUUGUUUGAAUGAAUUAAGAUAGCACAAUGUAUACCAUAUACACCAAAUAAAGACAAACAAGAAAUGUAAAACAUUAAUCAUACAUGUAAUAGAAAAAGAAUUUUGUGUAACCAUAUAUUUACAGUUGCGUGCAAUACUAUUGACUGUUCCUUUGUACUGCGCAUUGUAAUACUUAUUGUCUCUGAGAAAAGCGAUAAAGUGAAACAAUUAUAAACUGAAAAACUGUUAUACAAUAGACAGAUAAAAUUCUGAAGAAACACCGCGCGCCUUCAGAAAAUAGUACUCACGCUUGUAUAAACGGCUUAUUUGUUAAUAAGAAUUUGUAAAAAUAUGUAAUAUAUAAACUAUAUACCAGAUAUAUAUAU